Messenger RNA from Didymodactylos carnosus, 438 nucleotides. NCBI's taxonomy places the organism in Eukaryota, Metazoa, Rotifera, Eurotatoria, Philodinida, Philodinidae. The record is from the annotation of a GenBank genome assembly.
AAUGAUGACGAACAGACAACAUCAAACACGACGAAACGUCACUUCAAUGAAAUAUCGAUUCGUCCAUUAUCUGCAACAAGCACUGGUGGAGGUGGUGGAGGUGGAAAUCAGAAAAAGAAACAUGUUCAACCCCAUUUGACGUCAGGUAACAGAAAUUCAACGGAUAAUCUCAUACAAUCAUCGAUCGAUGUUACACUAAGCACAAACUCAUCGUCGGAUAAAGGAGAAAAAAAUAUUCAACCAAAAAUAUUAAUGAUAGAUGAAGAGAUGCCGGUGGUGACUAUAUUUGGAGUCGAAGAUAGUGGUAAUAAUACAAAUGGAGAUGAAUAUAUAAUAAACAGAAAUGUUUGUAUGAUUAAUAAUAGCGUGAUUAAUAAUGCAGCAGUUUGUUUUGAAUUUGAUCAUAUCCUUUAUUUUCUCUGGAUAUGUCGACCUUAA